This is a messenger RNA of Poecilia latipinna (sailfin molly), 2549 nucleotides long. Its product is annotated as dnaJ homolog subfamily C member 11-like. The transcript has 16 exons. Gene Ontology annotation, biological process: cristae formation. The record is from RefSeq and is a predicted model, not a curated record. The coding region runs from base 61 to 1743 and encodes 560 amino acids. NCBI's taxonomy places the organism in Eukaryota, Metazoa, Chordata, Actinopteri, Cyprinodontiformes, Poeciliidae.
ACCAAUGAGCUUGCGGAACGCUAACGCGAUGGGCGGGAUCAAACGGGACGACACGUAAACAUGGCGGCGUCUACAGAAGAUGAUUUUGAGUUUAAUACUCAGGACUACUAUUCUCUGCUCAACGUGAGGAAGGAGGCUACAGUGGAGGAGCUGAAGGCGUCGUAUCGGCGGCUGUGCAUGCUGUAUCAUCCUGACAAACAUCGAGACCCUGAACUGAAAAGACAAGCCGAGCAACUUUUCAAUCAGGUUCACCAGGCCUACGAAGUGCUGAGUGACGCUCACUCCAGAGCCAUCUAUGACAUCUUUGGGAAGAAAGGGCUGGAGGUGGAAGGCUGGGAGGUGGUGGAGAGGAAGAGAACACCUGCAGAAAUCCGAGAGGAAUAUGAAAGGCUUCAGAGAGAAAAAGAAGAGAGAAGACUGCAGCAAAGAACGAAUCCCAAGGGCACAAUCAGCGUCGGUGUGGAUGCAACGGACCUGUUCGAUCGCUAUGACGACGACUUUGAGGAGAUGCCUGGCGGAGGCUUUCCUCACAUAGAAAUUAACAGGAUGCACAUUUCCCAGUCUAUAGAGGCUCCUCUGACCAACACCGACACGGCAAUGCUGUCCGGGUCACUCUCCACGCACAACGGGAGCGGAGGGGGCAACAUCAACGUGACUGUACGCAGAGUCACAUCAGCUAAAGGCUGGGGAGAGGUGGAGUUUGGCGCUGGAGACACGCUGGGGCCACUCAUCGGGUUAAAGGUGUUCCGUAACGUCACGCCGCAGUGUUUUCUCACGGCCCAGUGCGGUGUGCAGUUCUCGCCUCGAGGCCUGCGGCCGAGCUGCUCUCUGAUGACGGCGCGCCACCUGGACCAGAACACCAUGGGCUACCUUCAGUGGCGCUGGGGGCCCAAUAGCGCCAUGACAACCAGCCUGGUGCGGGACACCAAGAGUAGCCACUUUACUUUAGCUCUGCAGCUGGGUGUGCCUCAUUCCUACCUGAUGAUGAGCUACCAGUACAAGUUCCAGGACGAGGACCAGACCAAAGUGAAAGGCUCCGUAAAGACAGGCUGGUUCGGCACAGUGGUGGAGUACGGAGCGGAGAGGAAGAUCAGCCGUCACAGCGUUUUGUCGGCCACGGUCAGCAUCGGCGUCCCGCAGGGAGUCACACUCAAGAUAAAGCUGUCGCGUGCCAGUCAGACGUACCUGUUCCCCGUCCACCUGACAGACCAGCUGUUGCCAAGCGCCGUCUUCUACGCCACCGUCGGACCCCUCCUGGCCUACGUCGCCGUCCACAGACUAAUUAUAAUCCCGUACACGAAAGCGCAGAAGGAGCAAGAGCUGGAGUUGCAGAGGAAGAGCUCCGCCACAGACAUCGCCAAGAAGAAGCAGGAGGCUGAGACCGCUGUUCUGCUGAUGCAGGAGUCUGUGAGGAGAAUCAUAGAAGCAGAAGAAUCCAAGAUGGGCCUGAUCAUCCUUAACGGCUGGUACGGGAAGUUUGUGUCGGACACCAGCCAGAAGCAGGAGAAAGCCAAGGUGAUUGACGUCACCGUGCCGCUGCAGUGCCUGGUCAAAGACUCCAAGCUCAUCCUCACCGAGGCGUCUAAGGCGGGGCUGCCGGGCUUUUACGACCCCUGCGUGGGAGAGGAGAAGAGUCUGAAAUUACUCUACCAGUUCAGAGGGGUCAUGCAUCAAGUCAUCUCCGCAGACACGGAGCCACUACGGAUACCCAAGCAAUCUCACAGAACUGAGUCUGAAUCCUAGGAGUCCUCUGCUGUUGACGUAGGAGGAUAGAACAGACUAUGUACGUGGAAGAACCCAAGAGUAAAAAGGAUAGAUUUUUUUCUAAAAAUCCGUUCGUUUCCCUCCUCUAGCUCUCCUCUGUCAUGGUAUUAGUGAAUCUAAUUCACAACUCUGUGCUCCUUCCUUUUUCUAAACUCCAGUUUGUUUGUUUUUGGGUGAAAUCAGCACCGGGUUUCCCCUGUUGGCUACACCCGAUACACCCAGGAUCGCUUAUCGGUACGCUGCAGGAGAGAUGACACCGGCCCAAAGUAGUUUUGUAAGACACAAAAGGACUGAUUAUUACAGCCAGCCGGACGGCGAUUUCCCUCGGUAGCGAAUGAAAUGUCUGCGGUUUCUCACAUCCGUGUUUGUCAGGUGUGAAGGAGCUAUAAUUUGGUCUCGUAUAUAAUCUUCACUUGUCGCCACGGCAGCUUUUUGAGUCGUGAAACUGUUUGGGUCAACUAUGCAGGACGGUGCCUGGGUAACCUUGAGGCCAACCAGGACUUCGCUCACGUUUUUAGAUCACACCCAUAAAAAGGUCAGCCUUUCUGAUUUAGGAGACAUUUUACUCCAGCGUUUGCUGCUCGAUGAGAUGCCAAGUGUAAACUGGUUCUCAAAACGUGAAGGUUUGGAAAGGAGAGGAAAAGGACUGCCUGUUACUACAGAAAAAGUCAAGACUUUUCCUCGUUGAUUUCUAACACUCCACGCUGCAGCUCGAAGGCAGAAAUCUUGCUCGGAUUUGAUUUGCGUCAGUAUUCAUCGAUCAGCUCUGCAACCGCAGGGAUAAA